CUUUGUCAUGAAAAAUUCACAUUGAAAUUAGCCAAUUUGUCAUGCAGAACCUGUAGGGAGCUUCAUUAUGUUCACCGAGAUAGAAAUUGAAAUCCUUGCAGUAAAGCACACGAAACACUUCUUUUUUCCUGCGAUUAUACUUUCGCUGAAGCCGAACCCGAAGCGAGUUUAUCUUUAUUCAAGUUCUACAAUCUGGGAGAACAACUGGAUUGAUAUGCUUCCAGGGUACUAAUCAAAAAAGAGGAUCCUCGUAUCUUGUUCUUGUCAAAGCAGUGCAUUGGACAACGUGUGACAUAGAAGGAACCUCGGUACUACACCGACUCGAGUGACCUCGUCCCAGUAUUUGUUAUCAACGUUGGCACUGUAUUAACUGGUGGACCUGCGCCUGCCCUUUGGUUCAAAAUGAAGGUUUCUCUUCUCGCAACGACCACGAGCCUCGCCCUGCAGGCCGUCGACCUGCAUGCGCUCAAGGUUUAUGAAUUGCAACAGUAUCGUCCUCGUGCUGAAACUAACGACAAAUUUUUAGCAUAAAUUGCAUGACAAAUUUAUUUGAAAACCAGUUGUGAAUGUGAUGCAGAAGCAGAUUCAAGUAAAAGUAGAAGCAGCUCUGUCAUGCAACUGCAAGACUAAAUUCAAAAUUUUGAAUAUUUACGAACGAGUGCGAUAUUUUUGCACAGGAUGAGGCUCUCACCAGCAACCAGCAGACCCCUGUCCAGGGCCAGCCAGCCAGCAUGCCGGCCUUGGCCGCCUGCACUUGCGUUAAUGCGAAAUCGACGUAUGCAUCGGAAUGAAUAUGUUUACGGGUUGGGAAACAAAAACUUGUGCUGUUCUUUCGAAUCAAUAUGAAUAUGUUGCAAUGAUGUAAAAUACAAAGAAGUUUUGGUAGGGGUAGGGCACUGUAGCCUGAGCGAACUGCGAGCGUAUAAAUAGUUGUAAGGUGGGCACUGCGAUUGGCAGCCGAGACCGAGAUGUUUUUGGAUAUCAUGCAUUAGUUACAGAUCACGAUAAUUCUGCACGAAGGAGAGGUUUAAGUGGGUACAACUUUCUCUCUCCCUUCCGCCCCGCCACGAUGCAUGACACUGCUUUGGAGAUGAGUCAUGCCAGCCGAGCAUGACAAACGUUGUUGCAAUAUCCCAGACCCAGGCAAUUUUGCUGUCGAUAUUGGUACUGCCCUUGGCGAAGUCGGCACCGAUCAGAAAUGGCUCACCCAGCAGGACGACGAUACGGAAUAUGGAAAGCUCUACGCGUAUUGUAAUAUUAUCGUGAUGCUGAUGGUGAUCUUUAACCUUAUGUAUCGUUCUUUCAUUCUUGAAUAUGAAUUAUCAAUUUCAUAUAUGACUACAUCGACAUGAGUAUCGGAGUUCAGUUAAUUUUCAUCUUUUUUCAUCAAACAAAGCAGCGUGUAUAAUUUUGAAAAAAACCUUAACCUAUGAAAUGUAUUAACGACAGCUCCGGUGGCGACAACUACUUUGCAGGGGGCGUCAAGGACGCCAAGGGCUUGAACAACUACGGGGAGUUUUGUGCCGCCUGGGAAGACGUCACCGCGGACCUCAACGACGGCACCAACAGUGCAAAAGGAGUUGCCGGAAUGAACAAGGACUGCGCAGUAUCACAUGGAAAAAAGGACAAAAAAUUAGGAAAUCAUAUUUGCAUGUGGAAAAACUACACAGCCUUCACCUUCAGACAUAGAUAGUGCGUAGUUUCUUUUUGAUUUUGCAUAAUCUUUAAAAGUCAAAAAAAUUUGAAUUUCAUGUUCCACCUUUUUUCCGGAGGAUAUGCAGACACUGCCACGCGGCCGAACUGGUGCAGCAAAAAAUGGUGCUACGUCAUAUGGUCGCAAACUCAGGUGUUAUAAUCAUCUCAACUGUUACAAAGAAAAUGGGAGCUCAAUAUUGUGGACCACCCGAGGUCGAGGAGAAAAUGCACAAUAUUCUGUGUCUUGCAUGACAGAGCCAAGAUAUUGUAACUACAUCUGAGCGGGCUAUACGUCAGAUUGGAAACGGAGACCCCCGGAACCGUCAAAAUCGAGAGAGACCCGCUCGACAGCAACGCGCCGGGAAACCCCGUGGGUCCGGGCUGCACCGGGCUCAGUGACGUGACCUUCUCCAAGAUAUCCAGGAAGAAAAUGUGUACGUGUUAGUGUAGGUGCCUUUUCAAAAGGCGGCAGAAAUUGUGUGUGUGUCGCUCGCAUGACAGAAAAGACCUGUGAUGCGUAGCUAGCAUACGUGAAAACGCGACGCAUGGGUUCUAUGGAUUGGCAAGUGUCGUGAUUGUUCUUGGCAUUUCUGCAUCAGAGAAGUCUAUACACCAGCACAGUUUUUGUUCUUGCAUACCAGAUCCAGGACAGCUACACUAUGACUUGCUCAGGCGGAACAAUCUCAUCAGCUGGAACGAUUUUUGAAUGUGAUGCAAAACGCGAAUCAGAUUUUCUAGUCCUCGUGGUUUUUAUUGGCAUGACGAACUUGGUAUCAAAGUCAAACAACUCUAAGCCGCACGGAAAUUUUUACCCGUACAAAAUCCUAAAUCUGCCCUGCGGAGCUGCCGGGAAACGGAGCAGUUGACUUUCCUUCUGCAGCCAUUUAUGCAUGACAGAUUUCAUUUGGUUUAUUUCUGCAUUGUUCCACUUCAGAUUGCUGCAGCUGAACACGGCAUACAGAUCUGGUACUCCUACCAGAUGUGCGAAAAAGUCUAAACACUAUGCGACGUCGUUCGGUGGUCAGAAGGAAGAUCUUGGCGCGUGUCGGGAUAUCAAAAUAAAGUACUACAGCUGACGAGGUUACUUGACGAGAAAAAUAAGGAGGCAAUGGAAUGAAUUUCCUAGCAUGUCACUAGAUAUUUUUCAAGCGACGUCGCACCAAAUUUUUAUGCAGAGGACCGAUUUCGUGUCCGUAUCUUAUUUUAAAGCGUGACUAUAAUUCAAUUUUUCUAUUGAAAAGAAAAGAAAAUGAAAAUGGGAAGAAAUAUACGACAACUCGUUGGCUGUCCUUCAGCCGAUGUAAACAGCAAACAGAAUAGCAGUUCAGCAACACGCCUGCAAAACGUGCCAAGACUUAGAUAGACUAGCAACUGUGAUUAUGAAGAUCACCAUGUAAUUGAUUGCCAAGCAAUUGAAAACACGAACGACCAUGGAAAAAAUGCAGAACAUCGGAAAUCUAAAUCCGUAUUGCCAUACAGAAAUCAGUAUUGCACAUGAAAAUCGUUUAACGAUGAACCGUGGACAAAACAGGUUGUAUGCUUUCACACCAAGAGAGGCCAAAGUCGACGCGGCGACCGCUUCCUGAUACGAAUACGGAGCGCAUUUCAUCGCAUUUCCAACGCUUUCCGUUAAAGGUUUCUGACUGUCACAAUGAGAUUAGAGAUGAUCAUUAGAGCGGAACAAAAGUAAU
Amoebophrya sp. A120 is the source of this 3386-nucleotide messenger RNA. NCBI's taxonomy places the organism in Eukaryota, Dinophyceae, Syndiniales, Amoebophryaceae. The record is from the annotation of a GenBank genome assembly.